This is a messenger RNA of Uranotaenia lowii, 12358 nucleotides long. RefSeq names its product ethanolaminephosphotransferase 1. The record is from RefSeq and is a predicted model, not a curated record. The transcript is spliced from 6 exons. Gene Ontology annotation, cellular component: Golgi apparatus; endoplasmic reticulum membrane. NCBI's taxonomy places the organism in Eukaryota, Metazoa, Arthropoda, Insecta, Diptera, Culicidae. Gene Ontology annotation, biological process: phosphatidylethanolamine biosynthetic process. Gene Ontology annotation, molecular function: ethanolaminephosphotransferase activity. Bases 720 to 2042 code for a protein of 440 amino acids.
UCAUGAUGUGCCUGAAUGAACAAGGUGAUGUAAUGUAACGCAAAAAGCCACAAAAUCUUAAUCUUAAACAUAUUUAACUUCCUCGAUAAUAUUGUUAAGAUCUAUCUGGGUAUAGCAAGUAAAACUCUAAUGUGCCAAACACUAGUUGAGAAUCACUUCCAGUCCCGUUUCUGUAUAACCGUCCAUUGAAUUAAACCGUCGUCAACGACUUGGAAUUGUACUUGCAUCGUACGAGGUGAUGUGGGUUGUUUCCUUAUCAAUGAAGCACGGUGCCGCGAUUGAAUAACAUCAGCCGGCUGCUCCUAGUGUCCGAAAAAUGGAGCUCCUCAGAGCAGAGUACACCUACCGAGAGUGAUAUUAGGAUGUGGGAAAUGGCACUGAUUUUAAGAUUAUCAAGGGUUUUUUUUUUAAAUAUUUUUGGUGUGCAGCAAUGUUGCGGGUUGAGUUCAAGUGAAUUUGAGAAGCCAAAUCAGUGUGCCUGAGUGAUUGUUGAAGUUCGCAUACAUACGUGAUGAACUGAUGCUAGAAAGUGAACUUAUUUUUUGUCAUUUCUAAAGAUCACGUACUUCUAGUGAUAGAAAAGAUUGAAGAGCAAAAAAAUCAAAAAAAGUGAUUUCGGGCGCGGAAAGACCACGUGGUUUGUUCCACAAACUCAGACGUACAGCUGGAUCAGCAUUAGUAACACUAAAAAAUUAGGAAACAGAAGCAAUACAACAACCAUGAUUGGCAUCAAGUAUCUUAACGAGGCUCACCUCAAGGGGUUCGAGAAGUAUAAGUACAACAGUAUAGACACCAGCAUACUCAGCGUUCAUGUGAUGCACCCAUUCUGGAACUGGUUGGUGCAGUUUUUUCCACGAUGGAUAGCCCCAAAUUUGCUCACGUUCAGUGGAUUCCUGCUCACGGUGGUGAAUUUCUUCCUCAUAGGCUACUACGAUUAUGGCUUCACGGCAGCAUCGACGAGCCCUAAUCCGAUUCCCGGAUGGGUUUGGGUUUUGGCUGCCAUUAACCUUUUUGUGGCCUACACUUUAGAUGGUAUAGAUGGAAAGCAGGCUCGAAGGACCGGAACUAGCGGGCCCCUUGGUGAACUCUUUGAUCAUGGGCUGGAUUCGUACUCGACACUGCUGAUUCCGGUGUACGUGUUCAGCCUGUUCGGAAGACAGGAUCUGCCCCCUUUGAGGAUGCAUUUCGUGAUGCUCAAUGCGUAUUUGAACUUUUAUCUUUCUCAUGCGGAAAAGUACCUUACCGGGGUGAUGUUCCUGCCUUGGGGCUACGAUUUCGUUAUGUGGGGAGUAUCUUUAACGAUGGGAAUCACCGGCAUUCUGGGACCGGAGAUUUGGCAGAUGGAAAUCUUCGGCGUGAAGCCUUGUUUGAUUUUCGAAAUCACCCUCUACGUGUCAGGAUUAAUAACUAGUCAUCCUAUUAUUAUUUAUAACAUAUACAAAUCCUACCGUGAUAGAACCGGUAAAUUGCGCCCGUUCGGUGAGGCGAUCCGGCCCCUAAUCCCACUGCUGGCUCUUUUCGUAAUCAGUACGGUGUGGGCAUUAUUCUCGCGGAACAGUAUUGUUAGUUUGGAACCCAGGAUGUUUAUUAUUCUCAGUGGAACGAUAUUUUCCAACAUAAAUUGCCGGCUGAUAGUAUCCCAGAUGUCGGAUACCCGAGCAGACCUCUGGAACGCGUUACUACACGUGCUAGCGGGGGCCACUUUGAUUUGCAUAGUCCCGUAUUCGGCCCUAGGGCUACCGGAACUGGGGCCACAACAUGAGCAGUAUCUGCUGUACGCCCUAGCCCUGCUCGUGACCGUGGUCCACAUCCACUAUGGCCAAGGAAUCGUACGGGAGAUGUGCAACCAUUUCCGAAUCAAAUGUUUCAAAGUAAGAACCCUGACGACUACUCCAGACGGUAAUAAGCUAGUAGUAGAUACUAAUCCCAUCAGUAAUGGCUGCCAUCAAAAUAACCAAAACUCAACAACCCCGGUGGCAACCAGUUCCGGCGCAAUGGGAACGCCAAAUGGUCAACACGCUGACCAUCUGAAGCGCCAGUAGUAGUCGGAUGUAGUGUGUAGCUCUGGGACCGUAUAGACUGUUUACACAUUAAGCUUUUUUAGAAUACCUACUAGCAUAGCUAACACCUGGCUCAACUAAUCACUUUGUGUGUUAUUGUUUUUGUUUUGUCGCUGUUUUGGCUAGUGAUUUUUAUUUUACCGAAUAAACAACACAGUUAGAAUUGCCCAUCAAAGCGUGUAGCUAUAACUCGUUAUUUAUCUCACUUUUCUAACGGUUCACUGAUAGAUUAGAUUCUUUUUAUCAAUCAAAGGGAUCCAAAGAUGUUGUAUAUCACUUAACAGAUUUUUCAAUUCGGCUUAUCAAAACAUAGAUAGUAUAGGUUUUUUUUUAAAAAAAAUCAUCACCUGUAACCAAAAAAUUUUGUAAAACACAAGCCAAUAAUUUUUUGAACGACUUGAUAGUUUUAUUACCAUUCGUUUCAAAUAAAUGCUAUUUAUUUUUAAUCGAGACAAUAAGAUAUAAACCAAUCUAGACAAAAUUAAGAGCUUGAUGUAACUAAUUCAAAAACACUCUCUUGUGCGCACAAUGGUCAAAAAUGGAAGAAACAAAACAUGGUCAUCGCUUAUAACUUUUUCUGUUUUAUAGAUUAUCUUCUAGGAGUUUUCGAAGAAGUUUUACAAUAAAAAAGGUGUAUUAGAAAUAUAAUUAUUUUUUUUAUUAAUCCCUCUAUAGAUGGGGUAAAGUUUUAUAAAACUGUAUUCUGCACAAGUUUUUCGAAGGCAGCAACGAAAUCGAAUACGAAGAAUAGGGUGAAUGUACCCAAUCUUGGCCCCUAAGGCAUGGUUGACUAGAUUUCCCAUGAUUGUAGUCUUCCUGUAAUGUGUACCUUCAAAAGUCCUUCGACAAAUAUGAUUGCUUACUAGCAUGAAAUGCAGUAAAAAUAUGUCCUUGCUAGAAAGCGGUUGAUAAUUUGAGAUAAACCUGAUCAAACUAUUGAUUGAAAUGCUCCUUAUUGUAGCCCCCGCGCCGAAUUUUGGCCCUUUAUGAGUUCCUUAAAUUGGCCGUCUCUAGGAAAUACUUGCCUCACUAAUACAACAACAGCCUCCACGAAUUCAUUGAAAAUAUCCCGGAAGGAAGCACAUCAAUGUUCUGUAUUGUUUUCAAAAAGUCGGAAGUGCGAAAUGUCAAUCAAUUUUCAUAAUUGAUAUUUGCAUGUAGAAUUAUAAUCUUGCGUAAAAAAGCUUUACUUGUUUAUUUCAGUUUUUGUGUGUUUAUAAUUUCUAUUAUAAGUUCCAAACUAUUACAUUGGUUAACACAAAUAUGUGCAAUUAUCCAGCAAACAAACCGUUUGCUAAAUCUUUAACAUGCAAUUAUGAUAGAUCUAUUUCCAUUGAAGUCAACAGGUUAACAUAAGAUGGUAAAUGUUCAUUUUUUUUUAUUCCACUCCCAUAAAAGUAGGACCGACAUUUUAAAAACCAUUAUGAUCGAGGCAAGAAGCAAGCUAAAGCUAAAACUUAAGUCAGCGAACGAUUCUUUGAAUCAUACAUAUUUAAAAUGUCGCCCUUAGGAAUUUUCUAGCAAUCGUUUGCGUACACCGGGAUAGCAAAACAAGACAAACUUUCGCUCACUCCAGCCAGCCUGAUAGAAAUAGAUUGCAUCUCACUCAUUCGUUUGGAAACUAUAGGCAAUGGAAGCGAAAAGCAAAUUCAAAAGCUGGGUGAAAUUCAAGCUGCAUCUCACUCGCACUCAUGCAACAUCAUCACCCAAACUCGGCAGCGCUUCUUUCGCAUAUUCCUUUCCUACAGAGAACAAACGUCAUCACCUCAUGCUGAUGCACAGUGAUCUAUAAUAAAAAACAAACUUGGUCAAAAUAUUAUUUAUGAUUUCACAUGAAAUUGCAAACAAUAUAAAUUUAAGUUCGUUACAACAUAAUAUUUCAACAUUGCAGUGCAUUUUUUUUUUUUAAAUAAACAUAAUAUUUAGAGUGUCAUAAUUUGAGCUUUAUAACAAAGCGACACAUAUGCAGCAAAUGUUCAUCUUCAAAACAAAUCAAAUUUAAUCAAAAUACGUGAAACCUUAUUUCCAAACGUGGAAUUUUUUGGGUAUGGAUAUAAUAACUUCAACAUUGAGAUCCAAGAUAUCAAUUCGGAUUCGGAUCCGGUAUAUUAAUUUAUUAAGAGGUAACUUCUAUUGAGAAAAAAAGUUCUCGAAAUUAACCAUAAAAGAGCAGCUCAAUUUGUAGCAUUAUAUUUCCAACUAAGAUGCCAAAUACGCUUGAGUCGGCUUGAUGGAUAAAUAAAUUGAUUAUAGGCCAAAAUACAUUCAUAAUAUUUUUAAUUUAUUUCAAUCAUUCAUUUUACUUUCGACCGGCUUUUCAAUUUCCAGACCACUGUGCACCGUCGGCCGACGAACUGCCGCCGGCUGCCGACUGCCUGCUGAUGUCGUUUUCACACAUACAUGCAUACUUCUAUUUGUGGAAUUGCAUGCCAAGAUUAGGCAAAAAAUAUAUUUAUAUUUUCUUGAAUUCUAGAUAGAAAAUGUACGUUGUUUGGAGUAAGUUAUAAUUUUAUAUUUUUUGCCAUGUUUUGCUGCAACCAACGGUAAUUUUUAGUGAUUUUACCAUAAAGAAGUGUGUUUUUAAACUCAAUCCGAAGAUGGCAGAUGCACUAGCAAGGUAGGUUCAUUUUAGAUUUUUUCCGAAGAUCAUAAUUUUAUUUGCAGUUUGUCAUGCGAAAAAAAAUUAUUACGCAGUCAUUUGGAUUCAAUCGUGGACAAAUGCUAUGCAGAAUCUUGCCGUAUGCGAUUUCCUUUUAUGUUUAAUUUUUUUUUCAUUUUUAGGCGUAUGUUUGACAUGAAAAUCACCAAAAUGCAUUUUGGCAUGCCAAGAUUAGGAGCAUGCCAAGUUAAGGCUCACUUACCCUAUAGGGUUCUAAAAUUAAUUCCUAACGUGCUUAUAGGUGUAGAUAUAAACGGCUUCAAUUUAAAAGUUAUCUCUGAAAAUGAUUCAAUUUUAAAGGCUUCUUAAAAGCAACUUUAGAUCAAUUUAUAUAACUAAAAUAUGUAGGGAAAAGUCGGGUAAGACGGACACAGCGAGUAAAACGUACACUUUCAAUAUUUCGAAAAUUACAAUGUUUGGCACAAAUCUAAUGAUGGGAAUAUUUUCGCCUAAGUAUAUAAAAACUUCGAGACCCUUUGUUUAUUUAUAGCAAGCAAGGUCUCCUAAUAAACAAAACAAACAAAAACUUUGAAGAUCUAUUAGGGCAUCCGCAGCAAUCGCGAGCAAAGUGAAAAUGCUCGCGAGUUUAAUCACUUCUAUACCGCACCGGGGGUUAGUAUGAAGGUGAGCAAAAUAGGGCCGUUGCCGUCGGGACCGACAAAAUCACCAAAUUUGCUCACUAGAAAGGGGCGAGAGCAAACAUGCACUGAAACAAUUCUACCGUUUUAAGCAGAAUUAAACAAACGACGUUGUUUACUCGAUUCUGAAUCAAUACGAAGUGGCCAGCAAUAUGGCUCGGUAUGACGGAAGCGAACCACUUUGACAUACAUACACGAGCCGAAGGAUUCAACAGAGUUGUUAAAAAUCGCAUCUUGGGCAGAAACUUUUUUUUAUUGCACAAAAACUAAUUCCAUGAAAUAUUUCCGAAAAGCCCUUCAAGCCCGACGAUUGCUUGCUGAAGAUUUAAUGGAGUAAUAAUAAUCGAGACCAGUGCGCUGUGCAGGAUUUUUGUAUCCAACCGGCCAAUAUGGGUGGCAUUCCAGUACUGUCCCUACCGAUUCGGCUUUCGAAACGAGGUCUCUCAAUAAGUUUGCAACUAAUGGGACCCAGUUUUUCGGAGCAGCAACUAUUUCAGUCAACACGUUGGAUAGAAAAAAGUUGAUGAUUUUUAAGAAAAGUAUAAUUUUAAUAGAAAUAUAAUAAAUAAAUAAAGUUGAAUUUUAGUUGAACUGUUUAGUUUGUUGAAUUUUGUUUUUCGGGUCCAUGUGUUAGGAAAUAUAAGUGCCCGGCGUUUUGAAAGCAAAAUCGAGCUUAAUUCGAAAAUACAUUCUUAUCUGAACUUAUUUUAUUCAAUCAAGUCGUCCUAUACAAUUCAAUAAGUUUUUAAUCACAAUCCAGCAAACGGGUGACACGGAAUUGGAAACACCGUAAGGGAAACUCAACUCUUUGCCGAAAGGAUCAAAGUUGAAACGGUCGCCGAAAACAACCACGGUGUCCUAUAGAUAUGAUGACGAGGCCAAGCGAAGCAAACAUCCUGCUAACUGCUAAGAAGUUCUUGCUGCAUCCGUCAUCGGACCCGAUUGCUGGUCGUCUAAGCUGCUUGGCCUUAAGGCAAUUGCUGCUGCUGUACGGCAUGUUCAACCAGGAUGUAGACUUUGACGUCACGUUACGGAUAGCAGCUAACCCGUCGAACAACUGCCAACAACCCCCAGGCCCUAUUAGGACCAACAUUAAUCGAAAUUUUAGCAAAAAAACUGACGACUCCGAAAAUUUACUCGGACCGUAUUAAUUUAAGAUUAAGAUUUUCUUCAAAAGUUUUCUCAGUGCAAUGCUAAAUUUGAAAAUAUAAUUAUGCUACCGCCCGGUGCGCGUAAGAGUGUGUAUCCUAAAACCGGUCCGCUGAAAUGAGCAAAACCGGGCCGCGUAUACUCACUUAUUGGUGCGUUUGCUCUUAUGUGAUGUAAUUUUUCCUUCUCAUAAAAUAGUUUACAACUAGCAAAAUUUUCGAAAAUUUCAACCGUUUUAAAUGGUGGAGUGUUUAUAAGGCUUCUUUUUAACCAUCUUGAGGAACAUCAGCGAAUUUCGGUCAAAAGGCUUGAACAACAAACGUUUUGAAAAAAAGUUUCUAAGGCGGGUAAGAUACCUCAUGGUCGGGUAAAACGGACACAUAAGUUUCUCUAGGUAUUUUAAAAUUUUAAUCGGUUUGAUCAUCCAUAGGCCUUCAAAAGACAUCGGCAAGAGCAAUACUCGGUGGAAAAGCUCUUACCAUCUCAAAAAGGCCAUAAAAACUGUAAAAACAGGAUCUCCGGUGAAGAAAACGCCUAUAAAAUAGGGAAUUCUGAAAUCACGCUGUUUCGCUUUAGGACUCAGUUGGUUCCCUUUUGGUUUAAAAACGUUUUCAAAUACUUAACUCACAAAAGAAUGUUCUUUUACAGCAUUUUCUGCAGCAAAAUGUACCUUUUCUGAGCAGUGUCCGUUUUACCCGACCAAUUUUGAAAAGUGUAAUUUGCAAGCAUGUUUUAAAUAGCUAUAAAAACAGUCAACAGGAAAUUUUCUAACUCUAAUGGUUAAUGCGAUAGCAAACAACCUAAACUGCCCAUCUGCACGAAAACUGCGAUGAAAAAAGCAAUAUCUGAUUUUCUAUAGCGAUUCUACCUCAGGGUGUCCGUCUUACCCGACUUUCACCUUUGUUCUCUCGAAAAAUUCAGGAAUUUCUUUAAAAAAGCCUUGCAAGAAUAAGAUGGGAAAUGGGGCAGGUAAAAGAAGUUACGCUUUGCUAAAAUCCGAUAUUUUUUUGCUUUUAUUAAUAUUUAAACACUUGUUUUAAAAAACAAUUAUUAAAUAAUUUUCCAAUUUCAGAGAGUUUUCACUAAAAAAAACCCUUUUAGAACUUGUUUUUAGUAUAGCAAGACGCAAAUUAGAAGGUUGAUAAAAUAACACCGUAUGAAAUUUUUUCAAAAGUUAAAAAUAUUAACAAUUUAAAAAUAACACAGAAUAAAUUAAGAACCUUUUUCGAUCUGUAAUAAGCCUUUGAAGUAAAUUCCGAGUAGCUACCUAGACGGCCAUAAAAAAUCAACUUGGUUUUUCGGAGGAACAAAAUGAACCUCAGGAACCUUUUCAAGACUUUUGAAGAAAUUUGGUCACAUAAAUGCGGUUUCAAGAGAAAAAAACAAAAUCAGGAUCAGGAUUAUCAGGAAGAUUGAUAAGAAUUUGAGGCAGAUAAAUUUGUAACCUUCAAUGGCAAUUGAAGACAUUCUCCCAUAUUCUGUCAGCAUAUUGUACCUAUGUAUAAAAAAGGUAAUGAGAUGCAUAAAAUAUUUUUUUUGAUAAUAUUCAUACGGGCCUUUUAGAUGCUUUGAAGAAACUCAGAAAUAAUUUAGUAGUUUUGAACUGUUUUUUUGAAUUUUUUUACGAGUUUGAUAAGGGUUGUUAAAAUUUCACAUGCAUAUAAUCGGCACUUUUAUUGCAGAUAAUGAUGAAUUUCGAAAAAGUUUUUCUAUUUCAAACAUUACCUUGUUCUGAUCUAUGUUUCAUACGAGAUAUUCUUCAGACAGCGAUAAAAGUUCUGUUCAAAAACCACGAAACGAAUCAAUCUUAUUUAUUGUUAAAAGGGAUAAGUUUCAGCAAGCCCGUAUUGUGUACUUGUUUUUCAUACAUUUGUUGUGACUUUUGAAGCGCGUGUAAGCUUUCAUACAGGACGAGAAAUAAUACUGUUUUUCUAAUGAAACAAUUUUUGAAAUUUGUUCUGCUUGAUGAGGUUAUUUGUGUAUUUAUCAAUCCCAGUUAAGUUCCUUAAAUCAACUUGAUAGAUAACUUUCAAAUUUGUCAAGAUCUUACCAUUUUUCCGCAGAACCUUCUGGAGCAUGACUUUUCUUGUGAUACUUUGUGUUGUAUAGAAGUUUUAUUAAAUCUCCCAGGAGCGGACGUGGUUUUAAAACUGACCAUCUUUACAUGGUAUGAAGUCAUCAUAAACCCUAGCUUUACUUUGCUUUUUUUUACAACGAGGUCAAAAGAUAAUUUCAUUAUCUUCAAAUAAUGGAAAAUCUUAAAGAACCACAGAAAUAGGAAAAAUAUAAAGUAAAAUCAUAUGUAAAAUUUGCUGCAUACCAAUUUGGCAAACUAUUUUAAACAAACUCAGAAAGGGACUUUCUCAAGUACACUUUAUGAAAGAAUGUUUACUAGUUCAAUUCUUUUAUGAUUUUUUUAAGUUCUACAACCACAGACAAACAGACAGAACACUUAGAAGAAAAUUCAUUAGAUUGGCCUACCAAACCUUUUUGCACAUUUAAAAAAUAUGCAGUUUACCUAUGACAUUGUGAUGUUGCACAAAUUGUAAGCAAACUUUUUUUAAGUUUAAGUGGAGCAAUCCAAGAGCCAGGGGACAUUCUCUAGGAUCAAGGUGGAGGCCUUCUGGAAUAAUUAAAUUUUGAUGUAUGUUCUAAUAACUUUUCAAAAGAUGUGCAACGUAGAACGGGGUAACUAAAGGGUGAUACGGUCAAAAUUUGGUCAAGGGAAAACGCGUGUAAAUCGCUGAAAUCGUUUAUUUAAAAAAUCAAAUUAAAUUUCUUUUUCAAGUUUAUUUUAAGUAUAAAAUUCAGGAAAAAUAUUCAGUUAAGCUUCCGUUUUUUCAAAUCCGAAUUGCCGGGCCUUACGCUUAACCCCUGCCAUCAGAUUUUGUACAGCCACCUUGUCCACAGAAAGCCAGUUUGCCUUGAACUGCUGCUCGUCCUUAGCAGUUUUUUUGGUCUUCUUUAGGUUCCGCGGCGUAUCACUCCAUAGCCUUUUAACCGUAAUGGCAAGAUGCCAAAUCCGGCCAAAACAGUACAGAACAACCGUGUUUCUUCAGGAAAGGCAGCAGACGUUUAUUCAAACACUCUUUCAAGUAAAUUUCUUGGUUGACAGUCCCGGAAGCUAUGAAAAUGCUGCUUUUCAAGCCACAGGUACAGAUGGCUUGCCAAACCAGAUAUUUCUUCGCGAACUUUGACAGUUUCGUGUGCUUAAAAAUAUCUGCUACCUUUCCCCUUCCUUUUGCCGUAUAAAACUCCUGUCUCGGAAGCUGCUUGUAGUCGGCUUUGACGUAGGUUUCGUCGUCCAUUACCACGCAGUCAAACUUCGACAGCAUCGUCGUGUACAGCCUUCGGGAUCGCGCUUUGGCCAUCGUAUUUUGUUUAUCAUCGCGAUUUGGAGUCACUACCUUCUUGUUAGUCGAUAGUCCGGAUCGUUUUUUGGCUCGAUGCACGGUUGUAGACGAUACACCCAGCUUAUUUGCGGCAUCUCGGAGAGAGAGGUUAGGGUUUCGCUUGAAACUACCGGCAACUCUCUUUGUCGUCUCAGCGGCUUCCGGUUUUCGAUUUCCCCCCGAUCCAGACUUCCUGGCUGUCGACAAACGUUCCUCAAACACUUUAAUUACAUUUGUAUCGGUUGAUUUGGCAACUUUUAGCGAUUUUGCCAGCUUUGCGUGCGAGUAGCUCGGAUUUUCGCGAUGCGCAGGCAAAAUUUUGAUACGCUGCUGUUCUUCCUUGGACGGCAUUUAGACAACUGAAGAGUGAAUUCCAAAAUCAUAAUAGGAGCAACAUUCUCUACACACACACCUUCAAAAUGAGGGGUGUGCAGGUUUUUUAAAUGCGAAAUUGAAAGAAAUACGUCAAGUUAAUAUUGACCAAAUUUUGACCGUAUCACCCUUUAUGAAGUCAUCAAAAACCCUAGUUUUAAUUUGCGGGGUCAAAAGAUAAUUUCAUUAUCUUCAAAUAAUAGGAACUCUAAAACAACUACAGAAAUAGGAAAAAUAUAAAGUAAAAUCCUAGGUAAAAUUUACUGCAUACCAAUUUGGAAAACUAUUUUAAACAAACUCAGGAAGGGACUUUUUCAAGUAGACUUUAUGAAAGAAUGUUUACUGAUUCUCCUUCAAAUAAAUUUAGAUUUAAAAUUGUUGCUGGUGGUUUUUUUUUAUCAUUUAGAAGCAGAUCUCUUAAAUGUUCACUUGAAUUAAUUUUUUUUAUGAUUUUUUUAAUUUCUACAACCACAGACAAACAGACAGAACACCUAGAAGAAAUUUCAUUAGUUUGCUUUUUUGAACAUUUAAAAAAUAUGCAGUUUUCCUAUGACAUUGUGAUGUUGCACAAAUUGUAAUGAAAAUUCUAAUGAAAUGAAAGUUCUAAUGAAUUAUGCAAAUAUAAUCUAUGAUUUUGAUCGGAUGAUCAUCUUCAAUAUCUACUAACGUUCUGAUUCUUUAUGAUAAUUUUAAAACCUUGUUUAAGCUUUGAAAUCGUUUUCGCCAAAAAAAAUUGAUAAAUCUAUUUCUAGUUGUCACGAAAAGAUAAACAAAAUAGAUGAAAGCCAACGGCUACCAUGAUGAAAAUUAUUAUUUUCAAAGUCGUAAAGUGGUGCUAUCUGGUGUCGGUAUUGCCUAGCUCUUUCAUUGUUUUGCGAAGAAUGAUAUUAGAGUGUCCUAUUUUUUUAUCUGUGCUACCGCUUAAAUCAGUAAUUGACGUCUGAUGAAAUGCUAAAUCCAAGGCCUAAAGCAGUUCUAAAACAUUGAGGGCCAAAUGAGGUAGUUUUCGUUAUCGUUUUGGUUUUGAUUGAUACACUACCUAUGUCUGAGAUACUUCUAAAAAAAUAGAGGAAUUCGUACCUAUUAAAAAAAUUUUAGUCCUUGAAAUCAAAGUAGAAUCAAUUUUGAAAUUGUUCUACUUAAUAUUUUUUUUAUAUAUCAAUCUUUUAUUGGGACAAACUUAAAUUUAUGGAAUUGAUCGUCAUUGUCUUCGAAAAAAUAUGGAAAACUUCGUAACACGGAAUCUUUUAAGCGUGUUUCCUUGUAACUACCUUAGAGCCGCUUAUACCACUAAGCUUCAAGGACCUAAUUUUUUCAUAAAAAGAAAAAUUGUAAAAUUUCAAUUAUUUCAUGCCAAGUCGACUACCUUCUUUUCAACACUAAGAAAUUAAUUACAAAAAAAUGAGUUUUAAAAAAGAAAUGAAACACUUUGAAGCUUGUUAUUGCUCUUUCAUGUUCAUUAUUCCAUGGUCCGGGUAACAAAUUUUUCCCAAAAACUUAAAAAAUUACGAGGUAACAUUUCUACGCAUUUGUUUUUCGGAAGAUGCGUUGAACCUAACUAGGGUAUACACUUUUCAAACUGAUUAGGCUCAGCUUGGUAAUUGGCUUAAUAUAGUAUUAUCCAAAGUUUGUCUUUAUGUGAUUGAAAUUUGUCUUAUAUUGCACUCUUUCUAAUCGCUUGGUGUAGUGGAUAGAAAUAUGUUACUUAGAUGUUUCAACAAGUUGUUAAACGAAAAUCGCAAAGGCUUACACAAUAGUUCGCUCUAGUAUUGUAGGAGAUUUGAAAGUAUCUAUAGCUUCGCUUAAUCCCCCCAACGUUCGCUUGCUUCGGGUUACUGUUGCAUAACGAAAGGCGUUUAUUUAGAGCGCCAAACGUAUGCAUGUCCCCAGUGCAAAAUGCACCACUUCCAAAAUUAACACACAAUGUUUUAUACUUUCACUCACGUGGCGCGAUAACUCACAACAUCGACUCGCAAACGGCUCUCCCACACCCACCCAAAAGAUCCCCGGCUACGGAAAGUCAUCGGCCCUACUCAGCUACUAAACGAAUCGAAACGCGUCAUCAACAACAUCAACACCAUCUUCAAU